AAAAUUUGUGUAGAAAAAGCUCGAGAAUGGCCAUUACUUGCCAAUGACUAUUUAUCUCCUAUGACAUCACAGAGAUGGGAGUCUACUCACAUAACUGUCCAAGUUGAAUAUCAUCGAAUAGUAAAGAAGCUUUGA
Dentiscutata heterogama is the source of this 135-nucleotide messenger RNA. NCBI's taxonomy places the organism in Eukaryota, Fungi, Glomeromycota, Glomeromycetes, Diversisporales, Gigasporaceae. The record is from the annotation of a GenBank genome assembly.